Molecule: messenger RNA, 1953 nt
Organism: Colletotrichum gloeosporioides
Lineage: Eukaryota; Fungi; Ascomycota; Sordariomycetes; Glomerellales; Glomerellaceae
Exons: 2
Coding region: 1-1953 (650 amino acids)
Cellular component (GO): membrane
Molecular function (GO): calcium ion binding
Source: RefSeq, a predicted model, not a curated record
AUGGCCUCAUUUGGGAUUCUGCGGGUGCUACUGCUACUCCAUCUAGCUGCGCGGACAGGCGCAGUUCCGGUCGUUUACUUUCCAUUCAAUUCCCAGCUGCCACCAGCGACGAGGAUAUCCGAGCCAUUUUCAUACACUCUUUCACCGCAAACCUUUUCAUCUCAGUCACAAAUCUCUUACAGCCUAAGAGAUGCACCAAAAUGGCUUUCAAUCGACAGCAGCACUGGGCGUCUGUCAGGAACGCCUCAAGAUGCCGAUGUUCCGUCCGGGGAGGUAGUUGGGGUUCCAGUAGAUAUCAUUGCGACAGAUGACUCCGGCUCGGCGACAAUGACGGCUACUCUCGUGGUGACCAGGAACCCGGCACCAACAGUUAAGAUUCCCCUAUCCGAACAAAUCCAGCAACUUGGCGACACAUCUUCGCCAUCUGCAGUCGUAGCCUCUCCCGCUUCCGACUUUUCCUUCUCAUUCGCCAAGGACACGUUCUCCUACACGGGAAACGGCAUUAACUACUACGCCACUUCAGCAAAUAACAGCCCUCUGCCUUCAUGGAUCAAGUUCGACUCCGGCAGUCUGACAUUCACUGGAAAGACUCCGCCAUUCGAGUCUUUGGUUCAGCCGCCUCAAAAGUUUGACUUUAGUCUUGUUGGGUCUGACAUUGUAGGAUUUUCGGCCGUUUCAGUCGUGUUCUCUAUCGUCGUUGGCGCGCACAAAUUGACGACUGACACUCCCAUCGUCAAUAUCAACGCGACGGCGGGGCAAGAAGUAUCUUACGAAACAUUGGCCGAAAGCAUCAAAUUGGACGGCAAAUCUAUUGCGCCGACUGAUCUGAACCUCACCACUUCCAACCUACCGAGCUGGCUCUCGGUCGAUAAUUCGACGCUAAUCCUGAACGGCACGCCUCCCGACGACGCAAAAUCCUCGAAUUCCACGCUCACGUUUCGAGAUGUCUACGAAGGUACUCUUGAUAUCUUGUUAUCUGUCUUGAUAACGACUCGAAUCUUCCGAAACACAACACUCCAAUUCGAUGUUACGCCUGGGGAAGCCUUCUCAUUUGACGUUGAGCCGUAUUUGUGGACUCCAGCCGAUGUAGAACUGGGCCUCAGCAACUCGCAAGAUUGGAUGGAGGUUGAUGGGCUCAAAAUCACAGGAACAGUCCCCAAGUCUGCGUCACCGAAGAAUACCAAGCUUCUCGUCAAGGCCACCUCGAAGAGCUCAGGAGAGUCCGAGACCGUUGCCGCAGACCUUGAAAUUUUGUCGGCAGCUGUGACCACCACAUCGGCGCAACCGACACCUUCUGCCAGCCCUACGAAGUCCGCUGCAAGCGAAAAUCCAAGAAAAGGGUUGAAUCCCGGGCUCAUUGCCUUGGCGGUGCUCCUUCCCAUUCUUUUCCUUUUCGCCAUAGUGAUCUUGAUCAUCUGUUGCCGACGAAGGAGACAACGCGACUCCAUGCACGAGCAGAAGAAGAGUCAGAUAUCGGAGCCCGUACCUGGCAGUUUUGUUUGGAAUGGUAGCAGAGACAGCCGAGAAACGUCCAAUCCAUCCAUUGCGGAGAUCAUCAAGAGGCCCGAAGACAGCCGUCGCAGCCGAGGAUACUUCAACUCUGCAGUGGCGAGGAUGAGGCAGUCGAGAACGCUUUCAACAAUCACCGGCUCCCGCAUCUCCCAGUCACUUCACCGCAACUCGUCACACUGGAGGAGUCCUCGGAGCGACAGGAGUGUGCCCACAUCACCAUCAUUUGGGUCGUCAUGGCUCACCGAGGGUGUUUACUUCCAACCGCAACACGCGCAUCAAGGCUCAACAAGCACAUACGACGGUCCGAGCGAUGUCCUUUCUGGUUCCUCUGGCUUCCUCCAGGGUGAGCGAGACGACUCUUUCCGCAGCGCCCUGGACGUCACCAUCCCUUCGAUGCAUGACGAAGUCAACGCCACUCUCGGCUGCUACACACUCCGAUAG